CUGGUCUACAGCACAAGCCUGUUCUACAACCCCUGCCAGCAACCCAGGCAACCCCUGGCAGCAACCCAGUGAUCCUGAGACCCAGUCCAGCUGUGAUCCCUAUUGAGUGUCACUAUCCCAGCUCCUCUCCACAGAUCCAUGUGGGUGCUGGACCAUACGCUUCAACAGGAGCUAAGCUUCCACCCAUCCAACACCUAAUCCUGAUGAUUAAAUGAGAGCAUGGAGCAGGAGGCAUAAAGAUUCCAGAGGGGCUCCAUAUGCUGCCUGUGGUGCUCAUGGAGAGCUUGCCUUGCAGAGGACUGGAACACUGAGAGACCAUCCAAUGGAUUCCAGCUUGGGGUGGUCAUGCAUAUCCAAGCUGAUGUCAGCACUGGGAACCAUGUGGCUUUGAGGCGCUGUGUGGCCACCCUGAGCCCAGACAGGGACUCCUCUCCCUGCUAUGCUGUCAUUGACUUCAAUGGCUGCCUGGUGGAUGGCAGAUCAGAUGACAUCCCCUCCGCCUUCAUAUCCCCCAGGUCCAGACAGGACACACUGCAGUUCAUGGUGGAUGUGUUCAGGUUUGCAGGAGAUGCAAGAAAUUUGAUCUAUAUCACCUGCCGUCUGAAAGUCACUGCAGCUGAGCAAGCCCCAGAUCCCUGGAACAAGACUUGUUCCUUCAACAAAGCAGGCAACAUCUGACUUCCAGUGGAAGGCACCAGAGACAUCUGCAGCUGCUGUGAGGCUGGGAGACUGGGAACUGUGUGGGCUGGUUGGAGGACAGUCUGGUAGAGUACCCUCUGGACAGAUGGCUGGGGAGGCACUUCCAGAGAGAUGUGUGUCCAUCCCCCCCACCCCCGGCAUGGUACAUGAGAGGAGCCUGCAAUUACACUGUGAUGGGCUGUUGUGGCUCUGGCUGUAGUUCUGUCCCUUGCUGCCCUGCUAACUUUGAC
Mauremys reevesii (Reeves's turtle) is the source of this 929-nucleotide messenger RNA. RefSeq names its product zona pellucida sperm-binding protein 3-like. Gene Ontology annotation, biological process: egg coat formation; binding of sperm to zona pellucida; positive regulation of acrosome reaction. The coding region runs from base 346 to 678 and encodes 110 amino acids. The transcript has 6 exons. Gene Ontology annotation, cellular component: extracellular matrix. Gene Ontology annotation, molecular function: acrosin binding. The record is from RefSeq and is a predicted model, not a curated record. NCBI's taxonomy places the organism in Eukaryota, Metazoa, Chordata, Testudines, Geoemydidae.